AGGAGAGCGUUGGGAUGCAGACCCCAAAUUCUCUUAAAAAGACCAGACUUAAUGGUCUGACUGAGACUAGAAGGACCCUGGUGGUCAUGGCCCCCAGACCUUCUGUUGGCCCAGGACAGGAACCAUUCCCAAAGCCAACUCUUCAGGCCGAUUGGACUGGACAAUGGGUUGGGGAAGGAUGCUGGUGAGGAGUGAGCUUCUUGGAUCAGGUGGACACUUGAGACUAUGUUGGCAUCUCCUCCCUGGAGGGGAGAUGAAAGGGUAGAGGGGGUUAGAAGCCAGUGAAAUGGACACGAAAAGAGAGAGUGGAGGGAGGUAGCGGGCUGUCUCAUUAGGGGGAGAGCAAUUGGGAGUAUGUAGCAAGGUGUAUAUAAGUUUUUGUGUGAGAGACUGACUUGAUUUGUAAACUUUCACUUAAAGCACAAUAAAAAUUUUUAAAAAAUGUAGAGAACUUUUUCUUCAGACAUUUCCCAGAUUCUUCUUAUGGUCUUUACAUUUUUAAAUAUUAUAUCAGUGAAUCACGUACUGAUUUCAUUAUUGUAGAUAACCCAGUUAAAUAUUACCUCAGCUGUUCUUUAUAAAGUAAGGUUUCCACAUGCCUUUUAGCAGUUCCUUGAAAAUGAAGCUGCCUUGGAAUUUAGUCUUCAUCGUGCUCUUAAGUUCUUCAUGCUGGGGGUUUGACUGGGAGUGUGAUAGAAAUUUCAUUUCAGCUGCUGGUCCUCUAACCAAUGACUUGCUGCACAACCUGAACAGCCAACUGGGAAACCAGGGCUAUGAUGUUGCUGCAGGUGACAAGGACAUUUAUGUUUGUCACCAGUCACUGCCUGCUUUCCUGCCAGAGUACUUUAGCAGUAUUCAUGCCAGUCAGGUUACCCAUUAUAAAGUAUUUCUGCCAUGGGCACAGCUUCUUCCAACAGGAAGCUCCAAGAAUCCAGACGAGAAAAUAGUGCAGUGCUACCGGAGACUCCUAGAGGCCCUGAAGACCGCACAGCUUCAGCCCAUUGUCAUCCUGCACAACCAGACACUACCCGCCAGCAUUGUCCAGGGAAGCCAAGCCUUUGCUGACCUCUUUGCUGACUAUGCCGCAUUCGCCUUCCACUCAUUUGGGGACCUAGUUGGGAUCUGGUUCACUUUUAGUGACCUGAACAAGGCAAUAACGGAACUUCCCUAUCAGGAAUCAAAAGCUUCACGUCUCCAGACUCUCACAGAUGCGCACAGAAAAGCCUGUGAGAUUUACCACCAAACGUUUGCUUCUCAGGGUGGAAAGCUUUCUGUAGUUCUUCCAGCUGAAGAGAUCGCUGAGCUCCUGCUAGAACCAUCCAUGACUGCGCUUGCCAAGGACUUGGUCAGUUUCCUCUCUCUUGAUUUGUCCCUUGCAUGCCAAAGUGAGGUGAAUUUAUCACAGGAGCUGAGUAAAUUUCAGGCCAUUGAGCCCAAAGUGAAAGUUUUCAUCUUCAACCUAAAACUCCAGGACUGCCCCUCCUCCAGGACCGCCAGGCUGCUCUUCAGCCUGAUAGAAGCCAUGAAUAAAGACCAAGUGCUCAUCAUUGGAUUUGAUAUUAAUGCAUUCCUGAACUGUACAGCAAGCAGCAGGUCUUGUUCUUUGAUUAACGACCUGACCCUUCAGGCUGACCAGCAACAGGACUGCAAGACAGCCGUUGGCUCCUCUUCUCCUGUCUCUGCCUACCAGAGGGUCUGGGAAAUGUUUGCGAACCAGUCCAGAGCAGAGAGGGACGCUUUCCUGUGGGACGUUUUUCCUGAAGGCUUUCUCUGGGGAGUUUCCACAGGAGCCUUUAAUGUGGAAGGAGGCUGGGCUGAAGACGGAAGGGGUCCAAGCGUCUGGGACCGACAUGGAAACCAGAAAGCCACUGAGGGCCAAGCAACACCGGAGGUGGCCAGUGACAGUUACCACAAGGUGGAAUCUGAUGUGGCCCUGCUUCGUGGCUUCCGGGCUCAAGUCUACAAGUUUUCCAUCUCCUGGUCCCGGAUCUUCCCCACUGGGCACAGUAGCAGCCCCAGCCCCCAAGGUGUCGCCUACUACAGCAAGCUGAUCGACAGCCUGCUGGACUCUCACAUUGAACCCAUGGUGACCCUGUUCCACUGGGACCUGCCCCAGGCCCUGCAGGAUGGUGGCGGGUGGCAGAACGAGAGUGUGGUGGAUGCCUUCCUGGACUAUGCGGCCUUCUGCUUCUCUACUUUUGGAGACCGUGUGAAGCUGUGGGUGACCUUUCAUGAGCCAUGGGUUAUGAGCUAUGCAGGUUAUGGCACCGGCCAACAUGCACCAGGCAUCUCUGACCCAGGAGUGGCCUCUUUUAAGGUAGCUCACUUGGUCCUCAAGGCUCAUGCCAGAGCUUGGCACCACUACAACAGCCAUCAUCGCCUGCAGCAGCAGGGGCAUGUGGGCAUUGUGCUGAACUCAGACUGGGCAGAACCCUUGUCCCCAGAGAGGCCCGAGGACCUAAGGGCUUCUGAGCAUUUCUUGCACUUCAUGCUGGGCUGGUUUGCACACCCCAUCUUUGUGGAUGGUGACUACCCAGCUGCCCUGAGAGCCCAGAUCCAACAAAGGAACAAACAGUGCCCCCAGCCUGUGGCCCAGCUCCCUGAGUUCACUGAGGCAGAAAAGCAGUUGCUGAAAGGAUCAGCUGACUUUCUGGGUCUGUCCCAUUACACCUCCCGCCUCAUCAGUCGUGCCCAGCAAAACACCUGCAUUCCCAGCUAUGAUGCCAUCGGAGGCUUCUCCCAACAUGUGGACCCUGCGUGGCCUCGGACCUCAUCCCCUUGGAUUCGUGUGGUUCCCUGGGGUAUAAGGAGGCUGUUGAAGUUUGUAUCCUUGGAAUACACAAGAGGAAAUGUUCCAAUCUACCUGGCUGGGAAUGGCAUGCCCAUAGACGGAUGUAAAAAUCUCUUUAAUGACUCCUUGAGAGUAGACUACUUUAAUCAGUAUAUCAAUGAGGUACUCAAAGCUGUCAAGGAGGACUCUGUGGAUGUUCGUUCUUACAUUGUUCGUUCCUUCAUUGAUGGCUUUGAAGGCCCCUCUGGCUACAGUCAGAAGUUUGGGCUGCACUAUGUCAACUUUAACGACAGCAGCAAGCCAAGGACUCCCAGGAGAUCUGCCUACUUUUUCACCAGCAUCAUUGAAAAGAAUGGUUUCCUCACUAAGGUAGCAAACUGGCUGCCACCACCUAUUACGCCAAAUGUCCCCCCUAAAAUUAGGGCCUUCGCUUUUCCAUCUGAGGUACCCUCCAAGGCUAAAGUAGUUUGGGAAAAGUUCUCAAACCAACCCAAGUUCGAAAGAGAUUUGUUCUACCAUGGCACAUUUCGGGAUGACUUUCUGUGGGGCGUGUCCUCUUCAGCAUAUCAGAUUGAAGGAGGUUGGAAUGCCGAUGGCAAAGGCCCCAGCAUUUGGGAUAACUUUACGCACACACCAGGGAAUAAUGUGAAAGACAACAGCACUGGAGACAUAGCUUGUGACAGCUAUAACCAAUUGGAUGCCGAUCUGAAUAUACUCCGAGCUUUGAAGGUGAAGGCCUAUCGCUUUUCUCUCUCCUGGUCUCGAAUUUUCCCAACUGGGAGAAACAGUUCUAUCAACAGUUACGGUGUGGAUUAUUACAACAAGUUGAUCAAUGGCUUGGUGGCAAGUAACAUCUCUCCCAUGGUGACCCUAUUCCACUGGGACCUGCCACAAGCCCUCCAGGAUAUUGGAGGCUGGGAUAAUCCUUCCUUGAUUGAGUUGUUUGACAGCUAUGCGGACUUUUGUUUCCAGACCUUUGGUGACAGAGUCAAGUUCUGGAUGACCUUUAAUGAGCCCAUGUACCAGGCAUGGUUGGGUUAUGGCUCAGGGGAAUUUCCUCCAAUGAUGAAGGACCCAGGAUGGGCACCUUAUAGGGUUGGCCAUGCUGUCAUCAAAGCUCAUGCCAGAGUCUAUCACACAUAUGAUGAGAAGUAUAGGCAGAAACAGAAGGGAGUGAUUUCACUGAGCCUCAGUACACACUGGGCAGAGCCCAAGUCGCCAGGAGUCCCACGAGACGUGGAAGCAGCUGACCGAAUGCUCCAGUUUUCCAUCGGCUGGUUUGCCCACCCCAUCUUCAGAAAUGGAGACUAUCCUGAUGCCAUGAAGUGGACAGUGGGGAACAGGAGUGAACUACAACACUUGGCCACCUCCCGCCUGCCAAGCUUCACUGAGGAAGAGAAGAGGUAUAUUAGGGCCACGGCCGACGUCUUCUGCCUCAACACCUACUACUCCAGGAUCGUGCAGCACAAAACACCCGCGCUAAACCCACCUUCCUAUGAAGAUGACCAGGAGAUAGUCGAGGAGGAGGACCCUUCAUGGCCUUCCACGGCCAUGAACAGAGCUGUGCCCUGGGGCAUGCGUAGACUGCUGAACUGGAUCAAAGAAGAGUAUGGUGACAUCCCAAUUUACGUUACUGAAAAUGGAGUGGGGCUGGCAAAUCCAGAAUUGGAGGACACUGAUAGGAUAUUUUAUCAUAAAACCUAUAUCAAUGAAGCUUUGAAAGCCUACAGGCUUGAUGGUGUAGAUCUUCGAGGAUAUGUGGCAUGGUCUCUGAUGGACAACUUUGAAUGGCUAAAUGGCUACACAGUCAAGUUUGGACUGUACCAUGUUGAUUUCAACGACCCGAACAGGCCUCGAACAGCAAGAACCUCCGCUACAUACUACACAGAGGUCAUUACCAACAACGGCAUGCCGCUGCCCAGGGAAGACGAGUUUUUGUAUGGACGGUUUCCCGAUGGCUUCAUCUGGAGUGCAGCUUCUGCUGCAUAUCAGAUUGAAGGUGCGUGGAGAGAGGAUGGCAAGGGACUCAGCAUCUGGGAUACAUUUUCCCACACACCUCUGAAAGUGGAGAAUGAUGACACUGGAGACAUGGCCUGUGACAGUUAUCACAAGAUUGCCGAGGAUCUGGCAGCCCUGCGGAACCUGGGCGUGUCUCACUACCGCUUUUCCGUCUCCUGGUCCCGCGUCCUCCCGGAUGGAACCACCAGGUACAUCAACGAGGCCGGCCUGGACUAUUACCUGCGGCUCAUUGACGCACUGCUGGCUGCCGACAUCAAGCCCCAGGUGACCAUUUACCACUGGGACCUGCCGCAGGCGCUGCAGGAUGUUGGCGGCUGGGAGAAUGAGACCAUUGUCCAGCGGUUUAAAGAGUACGCAGAUGUGCUCUUCCAGAGGCUGGGAGACAAGGUGAAGUUUUGGAUCACACUGAAUGAACCCUUUAUCAUUGCUAACCAGGGCUAUGGCUACGGGACAGCAGCUCCAGGAAUCUCCUUAAGGCCUGGCACUGCCCCCUAUGUUGUUGGCCACAACCUUAUAAAGGCGCAUGCUGAAGCCUGGCAUCUGUAUAAUGACGUGUACCGUACCACUCAAGGUGGCAUCAUUUCCAUCACCAUCAACAGCGACUGGGCUGAGCCUAGAAACCCCUCCAACCAGGAGGAUGUGGAGGCAGCCAAGAGAUUCCUUCAGUUUACAGCAGGCUGGUUUGCACAUCCUAUCUUCAAGAACGGAGAUUACAAUGAGGUGAUGAAGACCCGGAUCCUCGACAGGAGCUUGGCCGCAGGCCUCAGCAAGUCUCGGCUCCCCGAGUUUACUGAGAGUGAGAAGAGGAGGAUCAACGGCACCUAUGACUUUUUCGGGUUCAAUCACUACACCACUGUCCUGGCCUACAACCUCAACUCUGAUUCUUCGAUCUCCUAUGAUGCAGACAGGGGAGUUGCUUCCAUUACAGAUCGAUCUUGGCCAGUCUCUGGCUCCUCCUGGUUAAAGAUGACACCUUUUGGCUUCAGGAGAAUCCUGAACUGGAUAAAGGAGGAGUUCAACAACCCGCCAAUUUAUAUAACAGAGAAUGGAGUGUCCCAGCAGGGAGAAGUAAACCUCAACGACACUGAGAGGGUCUACUAUCUCCGCAGUUAUAUCAAUGAGGCACUCAAAGCUGUGCAGGACAAGGUGGACAUUCGAGGAUACACAGCCUGGAGUGUGAUGGACAACUUCGAGUGGGCCGCAGGCUUUGCUGAGAGGUUUGGGCUACACUUUGUGAACUACACUGACCCUUCUCUGCCAAGGAUCCCCAAAGAGUCGGCCAAGUUCUACGCCUCCGUAGUCCGGUGCAAUGGCUUCCUUGACCCUGCUGCAGGGCCUCACCCUUGUCUCCAGUGGGAAGAUGCCGUUCCCACCGUCAGCCCCAUGAGAAAGGAGGGAGUUUCGUUCCUGGGGCUAACACUAGGUCCAGCAGAAGCACAAACAGCUUUAUACACACUCUUUUCUCUCGUGCUUCUUGGAGUCUGUAUUGUGGCAUUUCUUUCAUACAAAUGCUGUAAGCGUUCUAAGCAAAAGGAAACACAGCCAGGCCAACAGGAAUUGAGUGCUUGCUCUUCAUUCUGA
This is a messenger RNA of Loxodonta africana (African savanna elephant), 6391 nucleotides long. It is a transcript of the gene LCT, whose product is annotated as lactase. The transcript is spliced from 17 exons. Gene Ontology annotation, biological process: carbohydrate metabolic process. NCBI's taxonomy places the organism in Eukaryota, Metazoa, Chordata, Mammalia, Proboscidea, Elephantidae. The coding region runs from base 596 to 6391 and encodes 1931 amino acids. Gene Ontology annotation, molecular function: beta-glucosidase activity. The record is from RefSeq and is a predicted model, not a curated record.